AUGGCAAAUGCUGAACUAACAUAUGAACAAAUCUAUUUAAAAGUAAAAAAUGGAUUUACUGGUGAUUCAUCAAUAUGGGAUCGAACAUAUGAAUAUAUACGUCUUCAUCCAAAAGAUUUAUUUUUUAUAACACCACAUCGUAUUUGGUCAAUUGGACAUCAAAUAAUUUAUCAUGGGAAUUUAAAAUUAUUUCAACGUUUAUUAGAAUUAUACAAUGACAAAGAUAAUCUAAUAGAUAUACAUUCAACAACAAAAGAUAAACCACAUGGAAAAACUAUUCUUGAUAUAGCUAAUGAACGAAAAGAAUAUUAUAAAGAUCAAUAUGAUUAUAUUAAACGUUUAUAUGAUCAAGAUAAAUUUAUUGAAGCAUGUAGAAAAGAAGAUUGGCCAACUAUUGAUGCUAUAUUAGAAAAAGAUCCAACAUUAAAAAAUGAAAAACCACCAUAUUGUUCAAAUUAUUUUAUACAUAUAUUAGUUUAUUAUGGUGAUAUUAGAAAAUUUGAUGAAUAUAAUAUACAAAAUCAACCAUUUCGACUUGAUUUACAAAAUGUUGAUGGUAAAACAGGUCUCGAUUUAGCAAAAGAAACAAAAAAUCAAGAUUUUAUAACUGAAAUAGAACGAUUAUUAAAACCUGUACGUGAACGAGGAUCUAAGAAAGAAUAUCAUGUUCGUGAAGAAGAAUUACGAGAGUAUUCUCCUCAUACUCGUACAGAGAAUAAUAAUCAAUCUACUGUACCAUCAAGAACAACAACACAAUUAGUACAACCACCAGCACUACCAUUAGUACAACCAUCACCGUUGUUAACACAACCACCAGUACGACAAUCAGAACCAAGACCAGUACAACCACCGCCACAGUCAACACAACUACCAGCACGACAAUCAGAAUCAACACUAGUACAACCAACACCAACGGGAGUAUCACCUCAAGUAUUGAAAAGUUUAACAUGUAAAUUAACAAAAAAAAUAUUUGUUGAUCCAGUUAUAGCAAGCGACGGAAAAACAUAUGAACGCAGUGCCAUUCGACAGUAUCUUACUGAUAAUCGUUUUUCACCACAAACAGGUGAACCAAUGAACGACGAAUUUACUGAUGAUAUAGCAACUACAGAUCUCAUACGUACACUUCGAAAACAAAAUAAACUUCCAUAA
Rotaria sp. Silwood1 is the source of this 1149-nucleotide messenger RNA. The record is from the annotation of a GenBank genome assembly. Lineage: Eukaryota; Metazoa; Rotifera; Eurotatoria; Philodinida; Philodinidae.